AAGAAGAAGAAGAAGAAGAUGAUGAUGAUGAUGAGCUGCGGGAUGGACCGGAAACCAAACCUGAGGAGGAAGAGGAGGAGAGGAAGGAGUCCGGAGCUGGAGGAGGUGAUGAAGAUAAAGAUGGUCACCUGAAGGAGGAAGAGUCCAGCAGAGUCCAGUCCUCCAAACACAGACCUGCUGCAGCUGGGUUCCUGCAGGUUCUGGUCCGGAGCUUCUUUGGCUUCCUGGCAGCAGUGGUUUGUGGGAUGCUUUACGCUGCGUACCUGUCGGCGCAUCACGACAGGAAGUUCUGGUUUUCAACCAGACAGGAUCUGGAGCGAGAACUGUCCUUCCAGGGAGGGAGUGGCUUUUAUUAUCAUUUCUACAAGCAGAUGUUAGCGGCUCCGUCCUUUCAGACAGGGUUCUCUGACCUGCUGGUGGACAACCGUACGGUUUCAGGAGAGACGAUGAACUCGGUGCAGCGCUUGUUUCUGUAUCCGGAGCUUCUCACCAGCUUCAUCUACAGAGUGACGGGCUGCCAGGACUAUGUGGAACCCGUCUACUUCUACAUCGGGUCGGUUCUGGGCCUGCAGGCGUUCUACGUCACGGCUCUGUUCGUGUGCAGCUGGAUGAUGAGUGGAUCCUGGGUGUCGGGGAUGCUGGCCGUGUCCUGGUACCUGAUCAACAGACAGGACGCCACCAGAGUGGACCAGGCGGUUCCGCUGCGGCUCAACUGGGCCCUGCCCUUUUUCUCCUGUCAGGUGGCGGCUCUGACCGGGUUCCUGAGCAACAGCCUGGGUUCUGCUGCUGAGAUGUUCUGCUACAUGACCAUGAGCAUCAGCACCUUCAGCUUCCUGCUCCUCUGGGAACACGCCCACUACGUGCUCUUCAUCCAGGCGGUCUGCCUGGUCCUGCUGGACUCUGUGGACCUGGUACCUCAACGCAAGACGGCCGACAUCCACAAGGUUUACCUGAGCUCCUUGCUCCUGGUCUACCUGCUGCAGUUUCAGAACCCGUCGCUGCUCAGCUGCCCUCUGCUCUGCCUCCUGAUUGGCUCGCUGCUCGCGAGGUACUUCCAGAGGAGGAUGAAGAUGGGUCGUCUGCUGGCCCGGCUCAUGAAGCUCUUCCUGCACUUCUACCUGGUGUUCACCUGCGGACUCACCUGUACUUACCUGCUGAAGAAGCUCUCAGCUUCAGCUGACGACGACGUCCUGCUGAAGCUCCUGCAGGUGAAGUUUGGACUGAACUCCACCAGUGACUUUGUGACGAACUUCCUGCUGUGUCAGGACGGGCUGCAGACACCGGGUCAGAACCUGUUCCUGAGGCUGACCCAGACCUCCGUCCUGCCCUUCUACGUCCUGGUUCUGACCGUCUGCCUGCUGUCGGCCCUGCAGGCCGUCUACAGGAGGCUCAGCGGUCAGCCGGUCGGCGCCGGCCUCAGGCUGGAGGACGGGCGGGUCGGGGAGCAGCCGGCGGUGGUUUAUCACGUCCUGCACACGCUGCUCUUUGGUUUCCUCACUCUUCUGUUUGACGGGGUGAAGUACGUUUGGACCCCGUAUGUGUGCGUGUUCACGGCGUUCGGCGUGUGUUCUCCUGACCUCUGGAUGACGGUCUUCAGGUGGCUCCGGCUGAAGUCGGUCCAUCCUGUGGUUCUGUCUCUGAUUCUGAGCACAGCGGUUCCCACCAUCAUUGGUUUCAGUCUGUGGAGAGAGUUCUACCCUCGGGUCUUGGCGGAGCUGGCGGACCUGCAGGGGUUCUACGAGCCGGACACAGUGGAGCUGAUCAACUGGAUCAGGUCCCAGAGUCCAGCUGUGGCUCCAGCUGUGGCUGUGUUUGCUGGCAGCCCUCAGCUGCUGGGAACAUUAAAACUGUGUUCUGGUUCUGUGGUGACCAGUUUACCUGUUUACUCUGACCUGCAGCUGCUGAGGAGGGCUGAGCAGAGCCUGCAGGUGUACUCCCUGAGGUCAGCGGAGGAGGUCUACAAGCGUCUGUCGGCUCAGAGGAGCAGCUUUGUGAUCGUGGAGGAGUCGGUGUGCAACGAGCUGACCCUCAGGAGGAACUGCAGGAUCAAAGACCUGCUGGACGUCUCCAACCAACACGUGGUCUACGACAGAGGACAGAAGCUGUCCUCCUCCAAACACGGACGCUUCUGUCAGGAGAUCAAGAGGAACUACUCUCCGUACACCAACUACUUCACCCGGGUCUUCUGGAACCGCUCCUACCACGUCUACAGAGUCAACUCUGUCAUCUCCUUCCAGUACUGAGAGUCCACAGAGACCCGGUUCACAGAGAGACCCGGUCCACAGAGAGCUCCGGUCCACAGAGAGCUCCGGUCCACAGAGAGACCCGGUCCACAGAGGACUGGGUCUCUGGUGUCCUGCAGAUCUGCAGGUUUUUAAAGGGUCCAGAAACAUGAAGGAUCCUGGGUUUGACCCCAAACCAGGCUGUUAGAUUUUACUGUUAAUAAAAACACAUUCAAACAUUUACAGGUAAA
This is a messenger RNA of Austrofundulus limnaeus, 2473 nucleotides long. RefSeq names its product dpy-19 like 4. The record is from RefSeq and is a predicted model, not a curated record. Gene Ontology annotation, molecular function: mannosyltransferase activity. Gene Ontology annotation, cellular component: nuclear inner membrane. Lineage: Eukaryota; Metazoa; Chordata; Actinopteri; Cyprinodontiformes; Rivulidae.